ACCUGAAAAAUAUAUAUAUACACAUAUACAUAGAUGGAUACGAAAAGGGUGUGAGCGUCCGUAUAACACUUAUCACUCACGCAAACUCAUAUCAAUAUCACUGCUUUGCUAAAAAAACGCAGAUAUAUAUGCAUUCUGUUUCUGCAUGAUUGGUGUUGUAAAUAUGCAACAAAACCACAUCCAAAAACAGAAACACCAGUGAGGAGUGUAUUGUUGUUGUUGUUGUUGUUGUUGUUGUUUUAGAUCGGUAAGUAGCAAUGGCAUCGGCUUUGGUGGGAGACGAUCUUGCCAGGUCGACGAGCAGCCGGAGAAGCUGGGCUUCUGGGAGUUUCCUGGAAGUGUGGACGGCGCCGCCGGACGUGUUUAACUGGAGCGGUAGGCAAGAGGAGGACGAGGAAGAGUUGAGAUGGGUGGCCAUAGAGAGAUUGCCUACCUAUGAUAGGCUGAGGAAAGGGAUGCUCACGCAAGUUCUUGAUAAUGGCAAGGUUGUGCAUGAUGAAGUGGACGUUACGAAUCUUGGGAUGCGAGAUAAGAAGCUGUUGAUGGAGAGUAUUCUUAAGGUUGCUGAGGAAGACAAUGAGAAGUUCCUUAGAAGACUGAGAGACAGAACUGACAGCAGAGUUGGGAUUGAGAUUCCUAAGAUUGAAGCUCGGUAUGAACAUGUGUCGGCGGAGGGAGAUGUGUUUUUGAACACAAUUGAGAGUAUUCUCGGAUUGGUUCACCUUGCUCCAUCGAAGAAGAGAAAAACCCAGAUACUCAAAGAUGUUAGUGGAAUUGUUAAACCAUCAAGGAUGACCCUACUUCUGGGUCCUCCAGGUGCAGGAAAAACAACCUUGUUGCACGCACUUGCCGGGAAACUCGACAAGGAUCUGAAGGUGUCUGGGAAAGUCACCUACUGUGGUCAUGAAUUCCAUGAAUUUGUUCCUCAAAGAACCUGUGCUUAUAUUAGUCAACUCGAUCUUCACUAUGGAGAGAUGACUGUGAGAGAGACACUGGAUUUCUCAGGACGCUGUGUAGGGGUUGGCACAAGGAAUGAGAUGUUGGUGGAACUCUCAAGAAGAGAGAAAGAAGCAGGAAUUAAGCCCGAUCCUGAGAUUGAUGCAUUCAUGAAGAACACUGCAAUGGCAGGCCAAAAGACUAGCUUGGUUACUGAUUAUAUUCUCAAGCAAAAAGUUUUCAGUUUCAACAAAAUAAACCGCCGAUCCCAAAAGACCCUUGGACUGGAUAUUUGUGCUGAUAUUAUGGUUGGAGAUGAAAUGAGACCCAUCUCCGGUGGACAAAAGAAGCGUGUGACAACUGGGGAGAUGUUGGUCGGACCAGCAAAGGCUCUUUUAAUGGAUGAAAUAUCGACAGGGUUGGACAGUUCUACCACUUUUCAGAUUUGCAAGUACAUGAGGCAAAUGGUUCAUAUUAUGGAUGUGACUAUGGUCAUUUCUCUUCUACAGCCAGCACCAGAGACAUUUGAUCUUUUUGAUGACAUUAUCUUACUUUCAGAAGGACAGAUAGUCUACCAAGGUCCAAGAGAAAAUAUCAUCGAGUUCUUUGAGCACGUGGGUUUCAAAUGCCCCGAUAGGAAAGGAGUUGCUGACUUUUUACAAGAAGUAACAUCCAAGAAGGAUCAAGAACAAUAUUGGUUCAAGAAGAACCACCCUUACAGAUACAUUUCAGUUUCUGAAUUUGCCCAGGCCUUCGGCUCUUUUCACAUUGGCCAACAGCUUUUAGCUGAUCUUAGUGUUCCUUAUGAUAAAUCUACAUUCAAGACUACUCAGAUAACAAUCAUGUCCGUAAUUGCCUUGACAGUUUUCCUUAGGACAGAAAUGCCAGUGGGAGGAAAAUUUUUUGGAGCACUAUUUUUCAGGCUUCCUGUCUUUUAUAAACAAAGGGAUUUCUUGUUCUAUCCUGCAUGGGCUUUUGGCUUACCCAUUUGGGUCCUCAGGAUCCCUCUAUCAUUCAUGGAAUCAGGAUUAUGGAUCAUUCUUACCUACUACACAAUUGGAUUUGCUCCAUCUGCUAGCAGGUUUUUCCGACAGUUCUUGGCAUUCUUUGGUAUACAUCAAAUGGCAUUGUCCCUCUUUCGGUUCAUUGCUGCAGUUGGAAGAACACAAGUUGUUGCAAAUACGCUGGGUACCUUCACCUUGCUUUUGGUUUUUGUGCUUGGAGGAUUCAUCGUUGCCAAAAAUGACAUUGAGCCAUGGAUGAUAUGGGGCUAAUAUGGGAUGUUUGAUACAUGUACUUAAAAACUGAAAACAUGUGUUUGAAAACAUAUGUGGAAAUACGUAUGAGUGAAAAAGUAUGUGAAAAUACGUGUAAUGUUGUUUAAAAACUGAAAACAUAUAUUUGAGUAGAUGUACCAAACGGGGCCUAUAUUUCUCCUAUGAUGUACGGACAAAAUGCCAUAGUGAUGAAUGAAUUUCUUGAUAAAAGAUGGAGUGCGGUAAGAUAUCUUCAUAGUUUAAUUGUUUUCAUAUGUAAAUUUUAGAUUUGACUUUCCAUACUUGCAUAUGCAAAUGAAGGCUCAAAUUAUGCAUUUUCAACACCAUAAGCCAUCAUGGAAAUUUAACAAAAUUUAUCUAUUGCAGCCCAAUAAUGACCCCAGAUUUAAUGCACCAACAGUUGGUGAUCCUGAAGUAGACCUCUUGGGAGAACUUUCUGGAAAAUUUAACUAUUAUAUCUUUUAUCCCACAACCAAAAAAUAGAAACUCCAGUCUUCUCCUCCUCCAUGCAAAGAACCCAAGCCUAAACAAGAUUCUAACCAUGAGUCUAAACCUCCAUUGAUUCCAUAUUACCAGAAUAUCCUCCCUCAAUUACAUAAAUAUCAUCCUCCUCCUCCUUUCACACAAACCCAAACACAAAACCCUUUACCCUACUACACUAUUGACAAACCUUCAUCCUCUUAUGAUCAAGAUUUUCCUCCACUAGAAAACUUUAACACCCCCAAGCCAACACAAGACAUGUUUGGAAGAUCAAAACCCCUGUUGGAACUAAUUCAGAUGGAACCUGAAAACAAGUUUCUUCAAUAGAGGCAGCUUUAAAUUGGCAAGUGAAGAAUGUUGUGGCCCAAAACCAAGCUCUUUUAAAGAUUCUUGACAAUCAACAAAAAUUGGCAGAAGCAGUCACACAAACCUUUUCAUCUUCUGAAUCUCUUACCAAUGAUAUGAAGAAGAAAAUCAAGAAAGUAGAACAAGAGCUUGCAACAAUUGCAUCCACAGUCAAAGACAUGUCAAUUUCCUUCCCCCUUUUGGGACAAAAAGAAAAAGAAAGAAAACAGUUGUUAUCAGAGGGGAAGAACUUGCAGCAAUAUCUCAAUUUCAAUUCAAACAUAGGUUUGAUUCGCACUCCAUGUUCUGAGAAAUAUUUACCAUCCGUCGACAAAAGGAUCACCCUAAGAUGAUCAUCUCAUGGCUAUUGAGAACGAAUCAAAUCAGAUGGUUCUAUUUCUCAAUCUUUCUGACUUGCUCCUACAGAACCAAGGUCGAAAAGAUUGAGAAAAAUAGGUCAUUCAAAAGCGAUUUAGUAGUUCUUGUGAAUCUAAUUCAUUGAAAUUCCAUCCAGUAAAAUGGAAGAAUUAUAAAUCUCCAGUUGUUAUCACAACUCCAGUUUAUAGAAAAAUCCCAAAAAGAUAGAAACACAGGCUUGUCCAAUGUUUGUCGAUAGCCCCCACCAAUCCAAACAAUCGUUGUACAAAUAUUUGUCUAUAUCCUUAACCUCUCCAUUCUUAUCCAAUUCCACAAGUCAAAACUUCCAACCCUUAACCACAAUACACCCUGAUCAUAACCCUCUCAAGAGCAGUGGAAUCUUUCCAGCCAUAACAUAUCCAAUCCAACCCAAAACAAAGACUCAAAGUCAAUCACAGAAUAAACCCUCCCCUGAUAAGUACCCAUUAUCCCAACCCUCAGAUCCAAUUGUUGGUGCAUCCUCCAAACCCCCAGAUAUGAACAUGUUAACCAUAGAUCCUGACCCUCCAAACCCAAUUUCAUCUUUCCUAAAAGCCAUCACUCUAGAAGACUCAAAUAACCCACCUGUGCUCCCAAUCAUUGCUGAUACUGAUUUGGAUCUUUCUAAUCUUGGUCUUAAAGGAAUGAAAUAGGUAAAUUUUGAAGGAAAUGAAUACAUUGUUCUUUUUCUAGUAUUCUUUGGAGUUUAUAAGGGAGAAUAGGAAAUGAAAUAAAUUAUAUAUUUUUUACUCUUAUGCUCGUUAUGUUUUAUUUGUAUAACAAGGACUAAAACAUAAUUCUUUCUCAACCAGUGAGGGGAGUGAAUGGUUUACUUCACUUUUGAGUAGAAGGCUUAUAAUGGAAUGGAAUGGAAUGGUCCAUCUUAGUCGUUUCGUUUCUUCCUUCUGAAGUCCCUGUAUUAUGUCUUAUUUCCUUUCCUUCCUCAUACAGUAGGAAAGCAGUUGUGUAAAAGUGGGAAGCAAAAUAGUUACCUACUCUUUUCUUUC
Messenger RNA from Quercus lobata, 4441 nucleotides. RefSeq names its product pleiotropic drug resistance protein 2-like. The transcript is spliced from 9 exons. Gene Ontology annotation, molecular function: ATP binding; ABC-type transporter activity; ATP hydrolysis activity. Gene Ontology annotation, cellular component: membrane. Bases 258 to 2210 code for a protein of 650 amino acids. Lineage: Eukaryota; Viridiplantae; Streptophyta; Magnoliopsida; Fagales; Fagaceae. The record is from RefSeq and is a predicted model, not a curated record.